AUGAAACCUCUCACCACCUUUCUCCUCGCUCUCUUCAGCACCUCCUGCCUCGGAACCCCAACCGGAGAAACCAACCAACUCAUCACCUCAGAAUGCCUCCUCAACGUCCCCAACGGGCUGCAGCUCUGCGUGGACAAGAAGACUACGACUGGAAAUAUGCUUCAUGGGUGGCCUUGUGAUCAGGCGAAGAAGACAGCGAGAAACUCCCACGUUUCUUUCACGGCUCAAACUGCGCCAUCAAAGUAUGACUUAUCUGGAAGCAGUCCUAGCGCUGCUAUUCCUCAGCAACAGCGCAGCCUCGCCCACGAAGCGUCCAAGAGAUUACCUACUAUUGGUGAGCGCGACGAGAUGAUGGAAAAGAUUCUAAUCAUGCUCAUCUCCGUUCUCCCAAGCGAUGUGGGUUCGACACGACAGGCAGGGCUGUCUGUGUCUGGCCCGGACAAGGCUCUGCGAGUGAGGUCUUCGCGGUUCCUUGUGACCCCAAUGCUCUCUGUACUGCGACUGGGAAUGAUUGUACGAUCAGAUAUGGCGACGGCGGUGAUACUCCGUUGGCGAAUUGUACUUGACGCGGAGCAUGGGAUCUGA
This is a messenger RNA of Zasmidium cellare ATCC 36951, 585 nucleotides long. RefSeq lists its product as uncharacterized. The coding region runs from base 1 to 585 and encodes 194 amino acids. NCBI's taxonomy places the organism in Eukaryota, Fungi, Ascomycota, Dothideomycetes, Mycosphaerellales, Mycosphaerellaceae. The record is from RefSeq and is a predicted model, not a curated record. The transcript is spliced from 4 exons.